CUUGUUGCCCUGAGGCCUGGAAUCUGCGACCCUCUGUGGACACUGGUUGACCAGAUCUGGAGUCGAGCUUUCUCAGGAGAAUACCGGUGGCAGAGGCUGGAAGUGAAAUAAAAGCACGCUCUUGCUUCCGAGCUCAUCCCUUACUAAGGUGCAAAGCUGAGCCCGCAGCACUCCUGCAGAUUCUGCUUUUCCAAAAAGCCUGAGCAUCUUGUUGUGUUCACAUACCCUGUCACCUUUGGUCAUGGCUAGCAUCAUUGCACGUGUGGGUAACAGCCAGCGGCAGAACACACCCUUGCCACCUUGGGCCCAUUCCAUGCUGAGGUCCUUGGGGAGAAGUCUGGGUCCUUUAAUGGCCAACAUGGCACAGAGGAAUAUGAAGUUGUUCUCUGGAAGGGUGGUGCCAGCACAGGGGGAAGAAACCUUUGAGAACUGGCUGAUCCAAGUCAAUGGGAUCCUGCCAGAUUGGAAUCACUCUGAAGAGGAAAAGCUCAAGCGCUUGAUGAAAACCCUUAGGGGCCCUGCCCGGGAGGUCAUGCGUUUGCUCCAGGCGGCCAACCCCAACCUAAGUGUGGCAGAUUUUUUGCGAGCCAUGAAAUUGGUGUUUGGGGAGUCUGAAAGCAGUAUGACUGCUCAUGGUAAAUUUUUUAACACUCUGCAGGCACAAGGGGAGAAAGCCUCCCUUUAUGUGAUCCGUUUAGAGGUGCAGCUCCAGAAUGCUAUUCAGGCAGGCAUCCUGGCUGAGAAAGAUGCAAACCAGACUCGCCUGCACCAGCUCCUUUUAGGUGCUGAGCUGACUAGGGACCUGCGCUUGAGGCUCAAGGAGCUUCUCCGGAUGUACGCAAAUGAACAGGAGCGACUUCCCAGUUUCCUGGAGUUAGUCAGGAUGAUCAGGGAGGAGGAGGAUUGGGAUGACACUUUUAUUAAACGGAAGCGGCCCAGAAGAUCUGAGUCAAUGGUGGAGAGGGCAGCCAGCCCCGUGGCGUUUCAGGGCUCCCUGCCAAUAGCAAUUGACGGUGCCGACUGCAACGUGAUAGAGAUAGAUGAUACACUGGAUGACUCCGAAGAGGACGUGAUCCUGGUGGAGUCUCAGGACCCUCCGCUUUCAUCCUCUGGUGGCCCUCUCUUCAGAGGCAGGGCCAGGUCCAGGGAUCGAGUACUGCUCAUUGAUUCCCCUAAUAAUUCUGGGGCUCAGUCUCCUUCCACCAGUGGUGGUUCAAGGUAUAAGAAUGAUGCUCCUAUAGAUGUGCGUAGAGUCAGGAAGCGGAAGUACACAAUCUGCUGUUCAUACUGUGGCGAGGAGGGCCACUCAAAAGAAACCUGUGACAAUGAGAGCAGCAGCAGGGCCCAGGUUUUUGAGAAUCUGAUCAUCACCCUGCAGGAGCUGACACACACUGAAGAGGGGUCAAGAGAGGCCCCUGGUGAAUUAAGUGACCCCUCUGAGCCAUAGUAAGGUGCUAGCCCCAGCCGUAAGUGAAUCCAGCGAUAGGAAAACUGGGGUGAGAGGGUUUCUACUUGCAUGAAUUAAUACACAAAGCAACUUUCUUUUGGGAUGGGGAAGAGUUUUGAAUGCCAGCACAGUGGAGGGAGAUGACCUGACUCAUGUCCUUGUUCCCUGGCCCAGCUGCCUAAGGGUCUAUUUCCUGUGUGUGCCCAUUUCUUGAUGGCUUUAUUCUCUUUGUGAAAGUGGCAUAAUUCAAUGUGCAGUCUUCAAAUAGAGAAAAAUAUAAAAAGUAAAGUAUGAAUUCACCCCAACUCUUCAUCCUUAUAUUUCCAUUGUCAAUGCUUUCAUGAAUGUCCUUCUAGAUAUUUCUCUAUACCUAUCUAUCCAGAUAGUUAUAUGUAUAGAUAAAAGUGAUCAAAUAUAAGUGCUGUUCUAUACUCUAUAAUUUUUCACCAAACAAUAUAUGUCG
Molecule: messenger RNA, 1910 nt
Organism: Tupaia belangeri chinensis (Chinese tree shrew)
Lineage: Eukaryota; Metazoa; Chordata; Mammalia; Scandentia; Tupaiidae
Gene: ZCCHC12
Product: zinc finger CCHC-type containing 12
Exons: 2
Coding region: 242-1447 (401 amino acids)
Cellular component (GO): nucleus
Source: RefSeq, a predicted model, not a curated record